AUGCAGAUAUACAAGAAGAAGUGGAUGAAAGCUUUUGAAGACACAGCAGCUCUUCAGAUUAUUAUCUUUGAAAUUCUAAUUCAUGGAGUCUCAACAGCAAUAGAUGUCACAAAUAUCAAAGAAAUGAAAGACAAAAUACAGUGGAACAAUUCAACAUUGGAAACUGCAAAUGUCAAGUACAUAAAAUGGCUUAAAAAGAAACUUGAAGAGAAAAAAGCAUCCACAUUGAUAGUGAAGUUUGAUAAUAGUGAGCAUGCAGAUAGUGCAAUCAUCAAGAAGAUUGCACUAGAAGCUCAGAUGUUUAUCUGUGAAUACUACAAUAGAAUCUGCAAGCUGAGACAAUGCUUCAAAUGUCAAAAGCAAGCCAAAUUUGUAGAUACUGUGCAGGAAGUCACAGCACUGUGA
Molecule: messenger RNA, 405 nt
Organism: Paracoccidioides brasiliensis Pb18
Exons: 2
Coding region: 1-405 (134 amino acids)
Source: RefSeq, a predicted model, not a curated record